UAUAUCAUCAACACUAAUUGAACUUUCUUGUAGCUCAGUGAAUAGAAAAAAUGGAUUACAACAGUUGGUUUCCCGUGGCAUAUGAAAGAAAGGCUUAUGGCACAUUAAGAAAUUAUUCACCAGUUUUCUCCGACAAUAUACGAAAGAGCGGCUUUGAUGAAUCAUGCAAUCAACCUGUUGGAUUUUCCACCGACUGGCGUGAUCAUCCUCUCCGCGAUGGUGCUGCUUCAAGGGAAGAAUAUAUGAACCUGGAGACAUUGCCUCGCCGAGCUGUAUCGGACAAUUCUAAAGCUCAUGUCACUGGUUAUUAUAGCAUGCCAAAAGGGGGACAAUAUGACACUUCUACUGUUCAUGACCUGCCUUGUUUUCCUGAUGACCGUUCAUCAAUCCCCCUAGUUGCUAAUAUGGAUGUGGGUAGUAACUUACCUGUUUAUGGUGGUGAAAGCUAUCUGGAUGCUAACACCAGAUAUAUUAAAAACUAUUUUCCUCAUCAUCAACACACAAAUAAUUGUGAUACCGACAUACAACAACCUGCCAAAAGAAAAAAAAUGAUUUGUGGAUUUUCCAAUCCUUUUCCUGGCUGGAAGUCUUGUUUAGAAUCGCAAGAUGCAUGGAAAUAUCUACCACAAAUGCUGGAUUUUCAGAAGAGCUCUAUUCUAAGACAUGAUGUUAAUGAUGUCUUGGCUGGUAAUACCGAACCUCUUCCAGUACUACCUUAUUCCUUGAAUAAUGAUCAAUGGAAUAACCAGUUGGUUCAACCUUAUUCCUCUCAAACACCUUUGGAAGUGUCACAACAGUUACAAUUUCCCCCCUUCUCUUCUAUCAAUUUUGCGAACAAUGGGGAAGAACUUACAAAUCCGAUGUUUCAUUCUACGAGACUCAGAGGGAUAAACAACAAUGAGGCAGGUGAUACACUUGAACAGAUCUUUGAGGAGCCAAGCCUCGAAAGCGAUGAUGUGAUGGAAAUCAGCUCAGAGGAAUUUGCCUUUAGUUUGAAAUCCAGGAUGCGUACUCUCGACAUGGAUCCUUUAGAUACUGGUGGAGAGGUUAUGCAGGGCAUAGCUGAAUUCGACCGUGGCAUUACAUUGAACUCCAACCUUCCUACUCUCACCGAGGAUGUUUUUCUUAUUGAUGGGGAAGAUAUACAAGACACAACUGAGUUCUGGACAAACACCAAAAAGAAAGUUGAUGAGCCAACAACUGAUCAAGAGACACAUACCAAGUGCUCAAAUACUACUAUGCAUGCUCUCAAAAGCAAGGUUCCUAUUACUAUUGAUGUAGAGGACAAACAUGACAUAAUUGGAUUCAACCAAGAGGAGAAAGUUGUUAAAAGGAAAGUCAGUGACCCAAAAGCUGUCGUUGAUGUUGUUUCCUUGAUUGACUUUUUCACACAUGAUCAAAUAACAGAACAUAUUAAUAGUCUGAGAAAGGAACCUCUUCAGAUUUCAACUGAAGAUGGAACUGGAAUUGAUGCAAAUACAUGCCAAUUAUGCGAAAGGGAAAAGCUUUACUUUUCACCGGUGCCAAUUUUUUGUAUAUGCUGUGGCCGCUCCAUCGGGAGAAGAAAAAUAUAUUUCUGUAGAAAAGAUGAGGAAUUUGAUGCAGAGCGUUGCUUUUGCUCCUCCUGUUAUAAUGCAUCUAAAGGCGGGUGCAUUCCAUUCAACGGGACAUUUGUUUCUAAGGCAAAUCUUGAAAAAAAGACAAAUGAUGAAGUACUUGAAGAACCGUGGGUUGAAUGCAAUAAAUGCAAAAGAUGGCAGCAUCAAGUAUGUGCACUCUACAACAACAGAAAAGAUUUGGACUGCGAUGUAGAUUAUAUAUGUGCUGUAUGCCGCUUGAGAGAAAUUGAAGAUGGAGUGCAUGUUCCCUUACAAAAGACUACUGUUUAUGGUGCUAAGGACUUACCAAGUACCAAGCUUAGUGACCACUUGGAGAAAAGACUUUUUAAGCGUCUUAUGGAAGUGAAAGUAGAUGGGGGAAAAGUUAAAGGAAGUGAGAAUCUUGAUAAGGUUUUAGCAGCAGAAAGUAUUUCUAUUAGAGAAGUGUUAUCGGUCGACAAACAAUUGAAAGUGAAGAAGCAGUUUCUUGACAUCAUCCCAGAAAAGAAUUACCCGACUGAAUUUUCUUAUAGAUUAAGAGUUAUACUUCUGUUUCAGAAGAUUGAUGGAGCAGAUAUAUGCAUUUUUGGACUGUACGUCCAGGAGUUUGGCUCUGAAUGUGGCAAUCCGAAUCAGCGUUGUGUGUACAUUUCAUAUCUUGAUUCCGUCAAAUAUUUUAGGCCUGAAAGAGUGAUUGUGGAAGGAGAAGCACUUCGUACCUUCGUUUACCAUGAGAUAUUGAUUGGAUACCUUGAUUUUUGUAAGAAAAGGGGUUUCUCAACUUGCCACAUAUGGGCAUGUCCUCCUUCAAAAAGGAAUGAUUAUAUACUAUAUUGUCAUCCCAAAGAGCAAAAGACUCCAAACAAUGAUAAGCUACGCUCUUGGUAUCUUUCAAUGCUGAAAAAGGCUACUGAAGAAAAAAUUGUUGUUGGUUUAACAAACAUAUAUGAUCAUUUAUUUGUUCCUACUGAAAAAGAGGGCUCCAAAGUGACAGUUUCUCGUUUGCCAUACUUUGAUGGAGACUUUUGGUGUGGUUCUGCUAUGGAAAAAGCGAGGACCAUUGAAAAAGAGAGUAGAGGAGACUAUGAUAAUAUGUUGAAGAAACAAGUGUCUACUAGAGCUUUAAAGACCAUGGGACAUGUCAAUCCUUCGAAAGACGCUGCUAAAGACAUUCUGGUGAUGCAAAAAUUGGGCCAAGAUAUAUUGCCUACCAAGGAAAAUUUCAUUGUAGUUCACUUACAAUAUUCUUGCAUACACUGCUGUGAAGUGAUAAUGUCUGGGAAGCGGUGGUUUUGCACUGAAUGCAAGAAUUUUCAGGAGUGUGGAAGUUGCCAUAGUUCAAAUGAACACACCUUAAAGAACGGAGAAGUGCAUCCACUUUGUCAGGCCGUUGUUGAUGAUAUCCCCUCCAGCACUAAGCAUAAUGAUACCAUCCUUGAGAAUGGAUUAUUUGAAGAUAGGAACAACUUUUUGAGCUUCUGCCAGAAGUAUCAGUUUCAGUUUGACACACUCCGACGAGCCAAGUAUUCCUCAAUGAUGAUCCUCUACCAUCUAUGCAAUCCUAGUCCUAUGACUUCUGGAAAAUGUUGUAGUAUUUGUUGUGCACACAAUGUGUUUCAAAAGUGCUGGAAAUGUGAGGUUUGUCCAGAUUGUACCAUUUGCUCUGCAUGCUAUAAGGAUAGAGGUGCUGACUGCCAUGAACACAAGUUGACUCUAAAUGAACACAAUUCAACUCAAAAUGAACUCAAGUUGGUUGAAAAUAAUUCAACAUCACAAUCUGAUAAUCAAGAGUCUAAUGGGAAAAUGAUGUUAAAGAAAAUGAAACUGGAGAAAUUUUUGAAGAAAGUAUCUCAACUUCGAAAGCAUGUGUCACAAAGGAAAAAGUUGCUGAAACUGGAGAUGAUGUUGAAGCAUGCAUAUCAAUGCCCCGCAACUAGUGCUGAACCUUGCUCUGAUACAUCAUGUCGUCAAUUCAAGAAGUUUUUAAAGCAUGCCAAAAGUUGCACAACUAAUAUUCGUGGCGGAUGCGAGGAUUGUGAAAAUAUAUGGAUUAUACGAUUUUCUCACUCCUUGGAUUGCAAAGACUCAGAAUGUAUAAUACAACAUUGCAGCAUGCUGAAGAAGCGUUUAGAAUAUAGAGGAAUGCGUUCGAAAUCUUGACAUAGAGGUGCAGCUGUUGAUAGCAAGAAAGCAGUCAUUGAUCGAUGACUCUUUUGUGAAUAUAUAGUUCACACAUAAUAACAAGAAAUACUUGCAAUUGCAAGUGAGUUUGCUCCAUAUAUAACAAUUGCUACAUCAAAGUUUAAGCAAUAACUGUUUCUUGUAUUUAAACUGCACUCUUUUUGCCUUCAUCAAAGUUUUAAUCCCAAAAGGGUUUUCUUUGAUAAGGUUUUUAACGAGGCAGUUGGCCAAUUAUUUUGGUCUACAUUGUUGUUACUUUGGGUAUUGGUCUAGUCCCCCCAAAUGUUGUUAUUAUUUUUAGAUAAUAUUAGGUGGGUGUAAGUACAGGGGUGCCAACCUAGUUGGGAUGCCUGUUGAUGUAAGUAUAGGGGUGCCAACCUAGUUGGGAUGUCUGUGCUUUCAUCUAUUGCUUCACUUUAACUUUAUUAUAUUUAGUUAGAUUUGAAAAACCAAAAUUUUAU
Messenger RNA from Vicia villosa (hairy vetch), 4240 nucleotides. RefSeq names its product histone acetyltransferase HAC12-like. Gene Ontology annotation, molecular function: zinc ion binding; chromatin DNA binding; histone acetyltransferase activity. The record is from RefSeq and is a predicted model, not a curated record. Bases 51 to 3758 code for a protein of 1235 amino acids. The transcript has 15 exons. Gene Ontology annotation, biological process: positive regulation of transcription by RNA polymerase II. Lineage: Eukaryota; Viridiplantae; Streptophyta; Magnoliopsida; Fabales; Fabaceae. Gene Ontology annotation, cellular component: transcription regulator complex; histone acetyltransferase complex.